AUGGCUAUAUACGGAGUACAUGAAGACCCUGAGAAGAAAACAACAGCUUACUCACACACGGGCCAUCGAGGCUCUUCAAUCGUUCAUUCACCUGGCACAGUCAAACAGCGCCAGCUCCCCCGCUUCGUCGCCAAUCUUAUCACGAAUGCUACCUCAAGUCCACAAACCUAUGUCUUCGCAGAGUUACUCGAGUCACCCGCAGUCCAGGCAUUACGGGCACCAGAGACCCCAGAUGAGUUCAAAGGCUAUCUGACCCUGUUGGAGAUCUUUGCGUGGGGCACAUGGGAGCAAUAUCAUGCAACUCCGGGACUUCCAGAACUCAACGAUGAACAAACCCUUAAACUCCGCCUGCUAUCCCUCCUCUCCCUAUCAACAACAAUCAAACCCCUCACCUACUCCGCCCUGAUGAACGCCCUCAGCAUCCCCACAAAAGUCGAGCUGGAAUCACUAGUGACAGCCGCUGUUUACGCAUCCCUGAUUAAAGCCCGCCUCUCACCCGCCUCCAACCCACCAUCCGUGAACGUCACAGCCGUUGCCCCACUACGCGACGUGCUACCCCAGUCUCUCCCCAAAAUGAUCGCCAAUCUAACGGAGUGGGAGUCGCGUUGCAGCGACGUUGUCACAGAUCUCGAGGCGGAGAUUGCACGCGUCAAGAGCGAUGCCGCCAACCGUGCCGCGAAGAACCAGGCACUACGAGAGGCCCAAGAGCUGGCGAUCGAGAAGAUACGGAACCGCGGCAGUGAACCUAUCAGGAAGCCCAAGCGGGGUGCUGGUCGUCUUGGGACUGGGGCUGGUGGGAGUAAGAGGGAUGCCGAUAAUAUUGAGGAAGAUGAUGGGUUCUUUGACCCUGCGGAUGGCGAAUAUGGCUCACGCAUGGAUAUCGAUGAGGAUCACGGUGCUCGCGGAAGUAGUCGGCAGCCCAAGCGAGUGUUGGGACGCAAGUCUUGA
Messenger RNA from Penicillium brevicompactum, 948 nucleotides. RefSeq lists its product as uncharacterized. Gene Ontology annotation, cellular component: COP9 signalosome. The coding region runs from base 1 to 948 and encodes 315 amino acids. The record is from RefSeq and is a predicted model, not a curated record. The transcript is spliced from 3 exons. Lineage: Eukaryota; Fungi; Ascomycota; Eurotiomycetes; Eurotiales; Aspergillaceae.